This is a messenger RNA of Drosophila arizonae, 2280 nucleotides long. RefSeq names its product synaptic vesicle glycoprotein 2C. Gene Ontology annotation, molecular function: transmembrane transporter activity. Gene Ontology annotation, biological process: transmembrane transport. NCBI's taxonomy places the organism in Eukaryota, Metazoa, Arthropoda, Insecta, Diptera, Drosophilidae. The record is from RefSeq and is a predicted model, not a curated record. Gene Ontology annotation, cellular component: membrane.
CAAUCUUGGCUAUCUUUAUAUGUUAGAGAGCACAUUGUGCCUCGUCAGUCACAUUUCAAAGACGCUUCGGUAAGGAUCGUUAACGUCUCCCAAUAUUAAUACAGCUCUUAAAAUGACGAAUGUGAGCCAGCAAGAUGCAGAAUCGAAGCCAUCCCAAAAAUCCAUGAGUGAUGGUCAUGAAUAUGAAGAAGUUCUCGAAUUGAUUGGAUUUGGAUGCGUGCAGUGGGUAAUUCUAAUUGCAUCAGGACUCCUACUAAUGAUGGUCAUAAACGAGACAAUGGGUAUGUCAUACAUAACUAUUGUCUCCCAGUGCGAUUUUCAAACAAAUUCAGUGUACAAGGCUGUCAUGAGUGCUGCUAGUUUUGUCGGAAUUUUCUGCUCUUCAUAUUUCUGGGGUUAUCUAAGUGAUGCCAUUGGACGUAAGCCAGUUCUAAUAUAUACGACAUUGUGCGGAAAUCUACUCUCCCUAAUAUCAAUCAUUAUUCCGAAUUUCUGGAUUUUUGUGGUCGCAAGAUUUUUAGUGGGAUUCUUCAUAGCAGGUGCUUCUUCCACGACAUAUGCAUAUCUUGGGGAAUUUUUCAUUCCCCGUCAUCGACCGAUAGUUAUUAACUAUGCAAGUUUAUUUGUCGGCAUUUCUACAAUUUAUGUGCCAGCGGUUGCUUGGUUUGUUAUGUCUAUGGAUUGGAGUCUGGAUGUGACUGAAAGCUUUACGUUCCGUCCCUGGCGUUUGCUCACUGUAUUUUAUUUUGUUCCUGGACUGAUCGGAGCAAUGAUGCUGAUUAAAAUGCCAGAAAGUCCAAAGAUUUUAUUGUCGAUGGGUAGAACCGAUGAGGCGUACGCCGCCGUAGAGUGGAUCGCCUUAAAAAAUAUUGGCAAACAUCUCCAUGACCUGAAAGUUGAGGCACUAAAAAGUGAUGCAUUUUCAGACAGAGAAAAUAUACUUAGUGUAUCGAAAUCACCAACGGUGAGCUUCAGAAAAAUGUGGGCAGAAACUGCGCCAUUGCUAAAAAGGCCGCAUUUGAAAAACUUCUGCAUAAGCUGCAUUGUUAUGUGUGGUCUCUUCUUCAGCUCGUCGGGCAUGGGCUUAUGGUAUCCAGAAAUACUCAAUCGCCUGGGAUCAUCCGUUGCCGAGGACGCAAUGACCGUUUGUGAUGUGAUCGAGGCUUCAGUUGAUCAGUGGCAAGCUAACAUAACGACAGAUGUAAUUUGCAAUGAUCAAAUCAAUACAAAGAGUUAUAUCGACACGAUUACAUACGGAUCAGCUUUAAUUACAGGUUAUAUUGUAAUGGGCUUUGUUAUCAAUCAAAUCGGGCGCAAGGCAUCCAUCACAGUGGGCUUAGCCAUAGCUGCUGGAUGCGCUCUGUCGUUAGUAUGGAUCAAAAAUGAAGCAGUCAUUAUAGUCUGCUUUUGCUUGUACCUGGUACUACCGGGCCUGUGUGUAUCAGUACUAAGCGGAGUCGUCGUGGAUCUCGUCCCCACAAAUCUAAGGGGCAAGGCAGUUUGCAUCUGCCUCAUGCUGGGGCGCACGGGAAGUGUUUUUGGCAGCAACAUCAUUGGAAUACUUCUCGAAUCGUAUUGCCACAUAACAUUUGGAUUAUUUUCUGGAUUUGUUUUGUUUUGUGCGUUGUUGGCUUUUCUUCUACCAAUGUAAAAAAUGCAACAGUAUGAAUGACCAUGGAAUGCUGAGGAAAUGAAAUUAAUUUAAGAAAUAUGUAUGUUCAAAUUUGAGUAUUAAAUUAAAUUAAAAUGAUAAUAAAGAGGAUUAGUUUAGUCUAAACUAACAAAAUUUUCUGAUCGGACGAACAUCCCUAUACAUCUAUUCACAAAAGCAAAUACACACAUAUGGAUACUUCCUGCUUUCUUUAUGCAGAAGGUGCGAAAAAAAAUUUAUAUAUAUAUUAAUAAUCCACAAUAAUAAAAAUUAUGAACAAGCAAAGCCCCGUAAACUACUAAAUAUCUAUACUAUGACUACGACUGAACUUACUGCGGUUAAGAAAUCAAAUGAAUUUUAAUACAUACACAAAUUUUUAGAAAUAAGCAACUUGGCAAACAAAUUCUAUCACUUUUGAUUAAGUAAUUAGUCGUAAGUUGGCAAACAACUUUGUGUGAUGAGAAUUUGCUAAGACACCUACAAACAAGUUAUGUUCACUGACCACCGUAGACCUUAAAUAAAAAUUUGGCCUGGCUACUUACAAUGUCGUUUACUUCAGUGUUCAUCUGGUUUAUGUGCAGACGUUGAUGUAGACGUUAAGCAGGACCAAUUAAACUAAAAGCCGUAAU